Molecule: messenger RNA, 741 nt
Organism: Maudiozyma barnettii
Lineage: Eukaryota; Fungi; Ascomycota; Saccharomycetes; Saccharomycetales; Saccharomycetaceae
Gene: ISC10
Product: Isc10p
Exons: 1
Coding region: 1-741 (246 amino acids)
Source: RefSeq, a predicted model, not a curated record
AUGUUUCCUUUAAAUGUUGUCCGUCAUGAUAAUGUACGCCCAAAUACUGAUAUCAAAAAUAACUUUAGAAUAUCGCAUUUCUCUUCACCAUCAAUUGAUAAAUAUGGAAAUCAUCUCCGUUUAACCCCAGUAGGAGAAGAAAAUGUCGAUUAUUCCAAGAAUGUAAAUCGAUCAUUUUACAAGCAUGUAACUAUGUUACCGCCACGUCCAGUCUUCCCCAACUCGACUGUUAACGCUCCUCGCCAAAAUCACACUAGAAUUAUUCAUCCUCCUCAUGUGGAAGAAACCUUGACAGAUAUUCCUUUACAGGAGGAAAUAAAGAUAGAUCUUAAUCUAGUAUCUAAAUCAAGAGAUAGAACUGGAAUUGAUUUCCCACCAUUCUUCAAGGUGUAUGACUAUGAAUGUAGAUUUGAUGAGGACGAUAUUAUCCCUUUGACAAUUAAUAAUGACCCUAAUUGUAGAAAGAAACGGAUGCGGUUCUCUAAGGAACUUGAAUAUAAGGAUUUGAAAAAAUUCGUUAAGAGGAAAGAUUAUAUUUUGUAUUACUUGUUUGGUUUUGAUCGUACUGGGUUUUUUGGGAUUCUCAAGGAACGUGAAAGUUUUUAUAACUUUCCUAUAAAACAUUUCAUUGAACCAUUACAUCAAGAGGAAGACCACGGAUUCUAUUUCGAGGAGUUUGAAGAUUCUGAUUCAGAUCUAGAGGAUGCAAACUGUUCCAAAAUAGACUUUUUUGAUGUCUAA